Molecule: messenger RNA, 1180 nt
Organism: Amaranthus tricolor (Joseph's coat)
Lineage: Eukaryota; Viridiplantae; Streptophyta; Magnoliopsida; Caryophyllales; Amaranthaceae
Product: protein IN2-1 homolog B-like
Exons: 10
Coding region: 125-820 (231 amino acids)
Molecular function (GO): glutathione transferase activity
Source: RefSeq, a predicted model, not a curated record
UAUGUAGGUAAUGUUUACAUCAUUGCAUAGGUAGUUAGUUUGACACUAAAAUUUGCCUAUAAAUUGACUCUUCUUAUUCCAUCCAACAAUCAAACAACCCAUAAACGUUAAGCUUCUACAUACCAUGGCCAAAAUAGACAUUCUGCCUCCUACUUUGGAUUCUACGUCAGAGAAGCCUCCAAACCAUGGAAAACCUAGGUUGUACACUUGCUAUACAUGCCCUUUUGCUCAGCGUGUAUGGAUUGGCAUAAAUUACAAGGGGUUGCAAGAAAAAAUUGAAUUAAUACCCAUUGAUCUGAAUGAUAAACCAACUUGGUACAAGGAUGUUUACCCACCUGCCAAGGUGCCUACGCUGGAGCACAACAAUCAAAUUAUUGCAGAAAGCCUUGAUUUGCUCAAGUAUUUAGAUACCCACUUUGAUGGACCAAAACUUCUCCCAGAUGAUCCUGCUAAGAAUGAAUUUUCUGAAGAGAUGAUGGUCUAUGCUGUCACUUUUGGUGGAGCUACUAUCUCUUAUCUCAAAGGGGGCCCUGAAGCUGAUAUGGUUGCUGCCUUGGACAAAAUCGAAGAGGCUCUUUCUAAAUUUGAUGGUGGGCCUUUCUUCCUUGGUGAAUUCAGUGCGGUGGACAUUGCUUAUGCCCCAUUUGUAGAGAGGCUCCAGCCACUGUUGCUAGAGGUAAAGAACUAUGAUAUUACAUCUGGGAGGCCCAAGUUAGCUACCUGGAUUCAGGAAGUGAACAAAAUUGAUGGGUAUAGACAAACCAAAUGGAAUAUUGAUGUACUCACUUCGAUCUUCAAGAAGCAAGUACUGGGCCUAUGAAUGAUUUAAUAAGUCUAAUACACAAAAAAAAGAUGCAUUCAAGGAACUAUGUUUCUUCAUGUGUAGCUUGUAUGUGUUCACAAUUUCCCUAGGCUUUGGAAUUCUACUUGUUCAGAGUUCAGACUUAUUGUAAUGAAGCUGUCUUCAUGAUGUUCAUCAUCAAAGUUUAUUAUCCUAUAAUCGAAAAAGAUAGUGUGAAAUGCAUUUUAUCAUAUCAGUCGAGUUGUAUAACCACUAUUAUUGUAAUAUCGCUCUCAUGGUCUAGGCCAAUAUUUGGUAGUACAUUUGUGUCACCUCCAUUACUGAGUCGUCAAGGAUGUUCAAUGGGCAAUUCCCCUUUUUGAGCCCUUAUCCGGUCUG